CCGGGGCGGGGCCUGGGGGGGGAUCUUCCCGUGUCGCCGGGCCCCGCCGGGUAGUCUGGGACGCGCCGCCGCCAUGAUUAUUCCCGUGCGUUGCUUCACCUGUGGCAAGAUCGUCGGUAACAAGUGGGAAGCCUACCUGGGGCUCCUGCAGGCCGAAUACACCGAGGGGGAUGCCCUGGACGCCCUGGGCCUGAAGCGCUACUGCUGCCGCCGGAUGCUGCUGGCCCACGUGGACCUCAUCGAGAAGCUGCUCAAUUACGCGCCCCUAGAGAAGUGACGUUGCCGGAGCCCGCCCGCCUGCCAUGCCAACCAUGGGCUGUGAUCGUCCUGCCCCGAGUUCACAAGACUGAGGCAUCUAGGGAUGCCUGGCUGCAGCGUGUGGAUUGUGUCCUGUCCCCAACUCUGGAAGGAACCAUCCAGUAAAGGUCUUUUAGAACCACCAAGGUCCCAGCCCUCACUAGGAUGUCAGGGGCCGGGACUGGGCCCAACUCUCACACUGCAGCAGCCCAGAGAAGCAGGCAGGACCCCUGCUAGCCCCGGGUCAGCCUGUUCCAGUCACCCCUGAAGGAGGCAUGGCCAGGAGAGUCUUCCACUUUGGGGCUGUUGGAGGCCCCUGGGUUCUGGGAGCUCUUGAGGCCAAGCACAGAGGCUCCUGUACCCUCUCUCUUGGAAUCUGAGGAACAGGAUCUAGGCCGGGCAAGGGGGCUCCCCCUAUAAUGCUUGCACUUUGGGAGGCUGAGGCAGGAGGAUCACUUGAGUCCAGGAAUUGAAGACCAGCCUGGGCAUCCUAGUGAGCCCCCAUCUCUACAAAAAAAUGUAAUAAAUGAGCUGGUACAGCCUUGGCA
Molecule: messenger RNA, 845 nt
Organism: Callithrix jacchus (white-tufted-ear marmoset)
Lineage: Eukaryota; Metazoa; Chordata; Mammalia; Primates; Cebidae
Gene: POLR2L
Product: RNA polymerase II, I and III subunit L
Biological process (GO): transcription by RNA polymerase I; transcription by RNA polymerase II; tRNA transcription by RNA polymerase III
Cellular component (GO): RNA polymerase II, core complex; RNA polymerase I complex; RNA polymerase III complex
Molecular function (GO): DNA binding; zinc ion binding
Source: RefSeq, a predicted model, not a curated record